Messenger RNA from Siniperca chuatsi (mandarin fish), 537 nucleotides. RefSeq names its product LSM6 homolog, U6 small nuclear RNA and mRNA degradation associated (gene lsm6). The record is from RefSeq and is a predicted model, not a curated record. The transcript has 4 exons. Gene Ontology annotation, cellular component: nucleolus; P-body; U4/U6 x U5 tri-snRNP complex. Gene Ontology annotation, molecular function: RNA binding. NCBI's taxonomy places the organism in Eukaryota, Metazoa, Chordata, Actinopteri, Centrarchiformes, Sinipercidae. Bases 153 to 395 code for a protein of 80 amino acids. Gene Ontology annotation, biological process: mRNA splicing, via spliceosome; maturation of SSU-rRNA.
UCUCUGUAACCAGCUUGGCUACUGUACUACCGCGCAGUUAAGGUUUUUGUCCUCACUCAGACACCGUAUAGUACACGCCUCUGAUUGGUCAAUCCGCUGCCCGUGCCUAAUACAAUCGUCGUUUGUCGCACGUCCAUCGGAUCACAGUCAAGAUGAGUCUGAGAAAGCAGACCCCGAGUGACUUUCUGAAGCAGAUAAUUGGGAGACCUGUGGUCGUCAAACUGAAUUCCGGUGUCGACUACAGAGGUGUCCUGGCAUGCCUGGAUGGUUACAUGAACAUUGCCAUAGAGCAGACAGAAGAGUAUGUCAAUGGUCAGCUUAAAAACAAGUACGGAGAUGCUUUUCUGAGAGGAAACAAUGUCCUGUACAUCAGCACCCAGAAGAGGAAAGUGUAGUGAAGAUCAUUCUGUUUUCAUUUUUAUUUUCCAGUGUUUGAUGUCACUCCCCUAUGUUUUUGGUUCUGUAAAGCCUGAAGUCCUGAAGAAUGUUUGUUUUUGUAAAAGUGGAAUAUGUUAAUAAAUCCUGAGUUUUGAUUUA